This is a messenger RNA of Nerophis lumbriciformis (worm pipefish), 810 nucleotides long. The record is from RefSeq and is a predicted model, not a curated record. Lineage: Eukaryota; Metazoa; Chordata; Actinopteri; Syngnathiformes; Syngnathidae.
AAAAAAAAAAAGAAAAAAAAAAAAAAAAAAAAAGGGAAAUCAUCUGUUAGACUUAAAUGGUUUGUCGAAAUGGCGGUGCCCACCAAUUUGAGCUUUUCCGUCCGAAACAUCUUGGAGCUGCCGGAGCGAUACCCAAAGACUUUGCCUGAGUCGUCGCCACCACCUUCGUCUUCCGCGCGGUCGCCCUUCGCCCCCCUCACCGCAUCGUGGAUGCUGGACUCCGACAGGAGCUCAUGUCUAUCGUGGGAUGAAGGUAGCAGCCCGGAGGCCUCCCCAGACUCCACAAAGCCGGACGCCGAGGAGUCUCUGUUGCAGCCGACCAAGAAGAGCAAGAAGCGGCGCGUCCUCUUCUCCAAGGUGCAAACACUGGAGCUGGAGCGGCGCUUUCGACAGCAACGUUACCUGUCGGGCCCGGAGCGGGAGCAGCUGGCCCGCGCCCUCAGCCUGACGCCUACCCAGGUCAAGAUCUGGUUCCAGAACCACCGCUACAAGAUGAAGAGGGGCCGGGGGGUGCAGGUGGACGACUCGGAGAUGCUCCCUCCUCCGUUGCUGCGUAGGGUGCUGGUGCCGGUGAUGCUCGGCGACGGGAAGCCCUUCUUACUGGACGGGUCGGGGGCAGGGGGCACUUCAAGCGGGCACCCGCGGACGCUCCGUUUGCCCCCGGCCGCCUACCCGGCCGUCCGGGGCCUCCCGGCGGCCCUCCCGCGGGCUCUGCCGCCCCUCCACCCCCACUUUCAAAGUCCGGUGGCGUCUGGAUUCGCCUGGACGGACUUUUGGAGUGACUCUGUUCAUUUUGCUCCUUUCAAGUGA